AGGAGGGGGAAGCCAAGCUCCCGCGACAGCCUUCUGGCAGCGGGGAGGCUGCCCCCGUUCUCCCUGUUCCCAUUCCCCGGCCCCGCAUUUGAUGUGCAAUUCAUUAAUCCGCUCUGAUCCGGAUCAGCUUCCUGCGGGGCUGGUACCUACCUUGAAAUCCAAGCCACACUUGCUGGCUUCCCUGCUUCCCAGCCAGGCCCCUCUGCACACUGCUCCAGGCUUUGGCGGGGAGCCAGCGCCCAACUGGAGCGCUCAGAUUUGCAAGGCAGCCAGCUUAAAUGAUUAUAUUACGAUUCCCCGUGGAGUUGGCCUCUCUCUCUCUCUCUCAUUUUCUCUCUCCCCCUGCUCUCUGCUCCCCUCCUUCCUCCGAACUGGCAUUUGACAUCACUAAUUGAACGCAGACCUCGGAGCGCUCAGCAGCCGGGAGCAUGUUGAUCCAUCGCCUCCUCCCCUUAUCCCCCUGCCUGGAUUUUGCUGGCUUUUGAGUUCACUGAAUAGGGGCGAGGGGCUGCUGCUGCGUCUGGAGAGUGAAGGUGGGGCUGGAAGAGGAUCAAGCCACGAUCUGAAGAGACUCUCUCUACCACUGACGGGCUGUGGAUUUAUGGAGGCACCAGGAAGCGGCUUUGAGUAUUGCCACGCGCAGCAUCGUGCCCGGUGAGGAAGAGACGUCGCCGGCUCGCCUGACCCCGUGUCCGCGCCCUCGGGUUUAACCAUUCAAGGCCCCCGUGCAUGGCUUUCAUGCCCAAGGGACUCCUGCUGGCUGCAGCCGCGGCCUGAUCUGCUCCGGGCUCCCGUCGCUGCUCCCAAAUACUCCACGUAUCCAGAUGGGGUAACGUGACGGAGGGAGCGGCACGCGAGGAGCUCACCCAACGCAGAGGCCUUUCGAGAGGGAGCCUGGCGGCCAGGCAGGCGGCAGCCCUCCAUUGCACACACGAAGGGAACUGACACUACAAAAAGGAAGACUGUCGUGGACUGUCAUCGUUAAUAUUAUUUGGCUUCUGGCACGGGGGGUCUCGGUGCAGGCCCGGUGCUGGGAAUAUUUGCACAACGUUUGUUCUGAAUCUCCCUCCCCGCACACUCUGCUCCCCGCACCACUGCACCAUGGCCCGUAUGAAUCGGCCGGCGCCCGUGGAGGUCUGCUACAAGAACAUGAGGUUCCUCAUUACCCACAACCCCACCAAUGCCACGCUCAGCACCUUCAUCGAGGACCUGAAGAAGUACGGCGCGACGACGGUCGUGAGGGUCUGUGAGGUGACCUAUGACAAGACCCCGCUGGAGAAGGACGGCAUCACUGUCAUGGACUGGCCCUUUGAUGACGGCGCUCCUCCCCCCAGCAAGAUCGUGGAUGACUGGCUCAACCUGCUGAAGACCAAGUUUUGCGAGGACCCCGGCUGCUGCGUGGCGGUUCACUGCGUGGCUGGCCUGGGCCGGGCCCCAGUUCUCGUGGCGCUGGCUCUGAUUGAGAGCGGGAUGAAGUAUGAAGACGCCAUUCAGUUCAUUAGACAGAAGCGCCGGGGAGCCAUCAACAGCAAGCAGCUCACCUACCUGGAAAAGUACCGGCCAAAGCAGAGACUCCGAUUCAAGGACCCUCACAACCACAAGAACAAAUGCUGCAUCAUGUAACCUCGAUGACCUCUUGCCAAAACAACCACGUGCAGACACACAACCCGACACGCGCGCGCAGGGCUGGGCAGCACCCGCGUUCCUGUGUAAAGGGGCACGCUCUCUCUCAAAUGCCACCAUACCCUUGGCAAGCUGCAGCCAAGGAGGGAGGCCGGGUGUGCAUUUGACCCUGGGCUUUCAUGGACAAUUUAGCGUGGCCCACUUCCCCAUCCUCUCCCUCCUUCUGUUCCACCCACCAUCUCCCCACACACAGUCAGGACCUAAGUCCAUCGGGAUGCUUGGCUGGAAAGCAACCCUUUUAAACCCCUGCAAUAAGAGCCUGGUCCUUGCCAUGACGUCCUGGGCCUGGACAGGGGAGGGAAGGAGCGGAGCUGCAGCUGGGAACUCAACAGCCACAAACCAGCCCUGGAUCAAAUGCCCAUUGAGGCUGGAGCCACCCAGCUGAGCCCUUACAUGGGAUCUGCUGGGUUGUGCCCUGAGAUCGUGUUUGCAUGCCAGGCACAGCUGUCCAUCCUCCCUUCCUUCCCUUCCCACUCCAAACACACGCACGUGUGCACACACCCACCCUUCCCCAUGCCGGGGGCUCACCUCACACCAAGACCACGCGUGGCUGCCUUCUGUCCCGGGCGGGCUCCCUCGGAGCGGGGCGCCGGUCGGUGACUUGGGCUGGGGGGUGAGGAGAAGCAGCGUAUGUACGGACCGCCACCCCAUGAAUCGCUGGCCUUGCCCUUAACUCGGCAGAGCUGAGCUCUCCGGCUGGAGAGUCUGUGCUAAGGGGACCUCUUCUCCCUCACCCUCCUUUAACAGAGAGCACACGGCCCACCUGGAAGCUCUUUUUCCUCCAACUUCAAAAUGCGUCCGUCUUGGGGAGGCGGUGUGGGCACAGGGGCUGCCGGGGGUUGGCAUCAGAUCCUAUGGCCCUAAAGGGUCUCCUUGCUGGCAGGAGAGGGAGAUUGUCUGGGUGCUUACCAAUGCAGACUCUAGACGUGGGCCAGCUGGACGGGAGAAGGGACAGCCAGGCCAUUUGAGGGGGAAGGGGAAAGCGCGAGAGGUCAGGUGCCAGAAUGUGAAGUUCUGGCCUCAGUUUCUGGAAUCUCUCUUUUUCAGUGAGCAUCUGCUCAGCCUUGAAGGCCACCGCUGGGCUGGAAAACCAGCAGAAAGGCUCAGCCCUCAAGAUACAGGGUUGAGUGCUGAUUCUCUUUCCAUACUCUCUUAGCCCAGCAAGUGACCCAGCAGCUCCCUGCAUGGGCUAAUUUGCCCCCCCCCCC
Messenger RNA from Alligator sinensis (Chinese alligator), 2891 nucleotides. It is a transcript of the gene PTP4A3, whose product is annotated as protein tyrosine phosphatase type IVA, member 3. Gene Ontology annotation, biological process: endothelial cell migration; protein dephosphorylation. The record is from RefSeq and is a predicted model, not a curated record. Gene Ontology annotation, molecular function: protein tyrosine/serine/threonine phosphatase activity. Gene Ontology annotation, cellular component: nucleus. The transcript has 6 exons. Bases 1102 to 1623 code for a protein of 173 amino acids. Lineage: Eukaryota; Metazoa; Chordata; Crocodylia; Alligatoridae.